GGUCAUUGCAGUAUUUCAAAGAAAACAAAAUACCAUGGAUACAACAUCACCACUCAGCAACAUCACAUCGGACUUUGGUGAUAUGAUGGAAAAUAACACCUACGAUAUGAUGGGCAACAUGAUGAACACGACAAUGGCGCAACUUGUAUCCACUUAUAAAUCAAAGCCUAGCCUAUAUUUAUCGGAGGAUGACCGUCUGAGCAAGUUUAUUGAGUUUAGAGCAGCUUGGGCGUUAGAUACGAUUUACGCUCCGAUUUGUUCGUCGUUAGGAAUAAUAGGGAACACGAUGUCCUUUCUUGUGUUGAUGCUAUCAAAAAGCACAACUACCUACCAAUACAUGGCCACCAUCUCUUGCACCGACACCCUAGUUCUCAUCCUCAACAUAAUGUUCCUCGUUCGAAAAUUUCCAGGACACGAAAUUUUCUACAAAGGGACAUGUGAAUUGAUCCUGUUCCUCUUUUUCUUUGCGAUUCAUUUUAACGUGAUCAUUAUGGUAACCAUGACGGUGGAGCGGUACCUAGUCAUCAAGUUUCCUUUGAAAGCAUCGAGAUGGUUCAAUGUUCGAAAAGCACGUAUUAUUAUCUUAAUAGAACUGUUGAUAGUGUUUCUGUUGGAUAUGCACAAUUUCUUUACCCGCCAAAUGGUAUCAACUGAAGAUGGCACAGGCACCCAAUGCUCUUCUGAAGGUGAGAUGAAUCAGUAUUUUCUCAGCAAAAUUUAUCCGUGGAUUGAUGCUGUAUGGUAUUGUUACUUGCCAUUAUCGUGCCUGUUUAUUCUGAAUGUACUCAUUAUCACACAAAUCAAGAAAUCUGGUAAAAUGCAGAGACGCAUGACACAAACAGAUAGGGCGUCAAACGUCACCAAAGCGGAUAGCAGCGCCAGAGAACGUCAGAUCACCACGAUGCUUCUUCUGGUUACGUUUUGUUUCCUUUUGUUUGUAAGUCCGAUGGCCGUUAUAAUCGUCGUUGAAAAAUACAUUUGGGUGAAAGAAAGUCCUCAUGAAUCGGCUGUAUACCAUUUGGUGAGAACCGUUUUCAACAACAUGAUGUAUACAAACCAUGCCUUGAAUUUUCUUCUUUACUUUAUGAGUGGAAAGCGAUUCAGAGACCAGUUCACGGCUCUUAUCUGUCCCUGUCGAAAUAAGGGCGGCUCCCUCACCUCAGUCUCGUCACAAAUGACUAUAACAUCGCAGGCUGGGUCUACUAUGAGUGUAGCUGUGGUUAGUGAGACUGUUGUUAGUAGAACCUCAAAGAAUGUAGUAGAGAAUUAGAAGACUAAGCAUCCAGCGGAAUGCCAGAAGGAAAACCUAGGUGGAUGGAAGAGCAUCUACAAAUGUUAACGGAGAACUUCUUUCGGGUGAUUCACCAUUUUCAAUGACCCACUGUUUCAUUUUAACAUUUGUUUUAAUUUAUGUCAGAUUUCGUGAUGCAUAAAACGUAAACCUAGUGCUGUUUAUUCUUAACAAUUACAGAAGGCAAAUCCAUAUUUUAAAACUUAUCAUGGGAAACUGUAUCUAAAGAUAUAGAUUACACGUGCCACGUUUCAUCAUUUAGCCAUAUCUUCUGACAUUACAUAUUAAUUGUUGUUUCACACAACAUGUAUGAUGUUGUAAAACAAUAUUGUAGUGCAUACUAUGAACUCCUAAUUAAACUACCAUGCAUAUCUCUCU
Messenger RNA from Patella vulgata (common limpet), 1669 nucleotides. Its product is annotated as growth hormone secretagogue receptor type 1-like. Gene Ontology annotation, biological process: G protein-coupled receptor signaling pathway. The transcript has a single exon. Gene Ontology annotation, cellular component: membrane. Lineage: Eukaryota; Metazoa; Mollusca; Gastropoda; Patellidae. Gene Ontology annotation, molecular function: G protein-coupled receptor activity. Bases 35 to 1270 code for a protein of 411 amino acids. The record is from RefSeq and is a predicted model, not a curated record.